AUGGAUAUCACCGGUGCUCAAGCCAACGAUGAGAGGCCCGGCCUGAACUACAAGGGGGAGCGGAGUCCUGAUGCUGCCCCACGGGCUUUUUCUGAGAACCGAGAUGAUAAUAUUAAUGGGAGUAAUGAUAACAAGGAACAGUGUUUUACUGGAGAAGGAGGCGGGAGACGACGCAGACGCUCAUUACACAAGGGAUUUUCUGAAAAAACUGUUAUGUCUUCAGUACCGUUUCCAGAAGCAAGCGAACUUCAAGACACCCUUGCAGGUAGUACUCUGGAUAAAAAUAACCAUCAUUCUAAUCACUAG
Messenger RNA from Trypanosoma theileri, 306 nucleotides. RefSeq lists its product as uncharacterized. The record is from RefSeq and is a predicted model, not a curated record. The coding region runs from base 1 to 306 and encodes 101 amino acids. NCBI's taxonomy places the organism in Eukaryota, Euglenozoa, Kinetoplastea, Trypanosomatida, Trypanosomatidae. The transcript has a single exon.